UCGAUACUCCUAUCAGUUGCGCGCGUGCACAGAAGGCGCCACCAUGAUUUUUGCACUUGGAUCCGCAACAAGGGCCGACCUGCCCCUGGCGCAGGCCUAGGUCACACAAAAAUACACAUAAGCUACUGAACUUCCGCAUCUGCUGUUCUGUAACUUCGAACACCAACUCCAACCGCGCGCGAGUCAAUUUCCACCCAAAAUGCCUGUCAUCGAAAUUAUUGUGAACAAGCCUCUUGAUGACAAGAAGGCCCUGUCAAAGAGCAUUACGGACCUGUUCGCGCAUGAAGUGCGGGUCCCUCCCGGCCAUGUCCACACGUUGAUCCUGGACAACCAGUACUUUGCCUUUGGCAAUGACGUGGACAAGACCGCCGUGUAUGUCAAGGUGCGCAGCAGCGCCCAGCAGAUUACGGCUGAGGCCCGGCGCACCCUGGUGGCGGAGCUCAUCCCUCUGCUCAUCACCGCCUUCCCAGACCUGGACGCCUACCGCGUCAACACCAUGUUUGAGGAGCUGCCCGUUGAGAAUAUCGCCGUCGGAGCGCACAUCGCCGUGUUCGGCGCGCCGCCCUCCACCAGCUCCGCACGCAACAGCCUGGGCGGCUUGUAAGGGGGCUCGGGCUCGCGUGUAGGGAGAAGCGUGUGCGUGUGCGGGCGCGGGCGCGGGUAUGUGUGUGUCGGGCUUUGUUCGCUAGGCUGGCUGGCUGGCUGGGCUGACGCAUGAGCUUGCUUGCGUUGCUGACUUUGCGGGUCGGUUGGCGGAGCUGUGGGUUGGAGACGGAGGAGAUGGGUGUGGUUGCGGGCGGCGGCGGUGGCGUGGGGGUGUUGGCGGCUUGGUUUCGCUGUUCGGGCGUUCGGGACGUAAUUGUGAGGGGCUGUGGGGCAUACAUCUAGGGGGUAGGGACGCGUAUGUUUGUUUCCCUCCCAACAGUUCUUUUGUCUAGCUUGCAUGAGCGAGGUAGACCCAGUCAGUAGCGUGCAACACAGGGCUGUGGGCGUAGGGUGGUCCAUGCGUCAGCAUUCGCGUUUGGGUGUGCACAGAAGUCGAGAAUACCACACGUGCGAAAGUCAUGGGGGCGGAAGAAGGGUUGGCCGGUGUCGGGCGAUGCAUGCGGCGCGCCUGGGGCGUGACUGGGUUGGCAUCAUGCGCAUUUGCAGGGGUGGUACGGUCGCAGUGAUGGCUGCACGCUGCGUGCAUCACAGUUUGGGGCUGAACCAGUCAGUGAACCAGUUGAAUGUGCCGGGACGGAACGCGAAAGGCUGAUUAGUGAUACCUCCCGGGCUUUAGAUACUUUCCGUAUGUUUGUCUGGGUUCGUCUUCACUGACGUUGGCUGGGCUCUUGGCUGGGCUGGGGGUUCGGGAACGCUGUGUGCGAUUACCGUGUGCGGUAUCUCGUGCUUUUGCCGCAUAUCUGGAGGUCAGCCGGGUGCAUCGAAGGACUGCGGUGAUUCCAGCCUGUGGCAAUUCUUGACGGGGUGUGGAGUUUAUUGCGUACCAGCAGAGCCCACUCGAUAACAGCCCAUUCUGUAAAAGGAUUUUACC
Chlamydomonas reinhardtii is the source of this 1537-nucleotide messenger RNA. RefSeq lists its product as uncharacterized. NCBI's taxonomy places the organism in Eukaryota, Viridiplantae, Chlorophyta, Chlorophyceae, Chlamydomonadales, Chlamydomonadaceae. The transcript has 4 exons. Bases 200 to 604 code for a protein of 134 amino acids. The record is from RefSeq and is a predicted model, not a curated record.